AUGCCUCCUAGAAGAAGUGUGAACAACCGUCGUAACGAGAAUAAAGACAUCCCUAUUGAGACCCUCGUUGCUAACGCUGUCAAUACGGCUAUCGCGGGUUUGGUUCCUAACUUGUUGCAACAACUUCAUCAAAAUAACAACAACGGACCACAAGGGGGUAAUAACAACAACGGACCCCAAGGGGGUAAUAACAACAACGACCCUCAAGGUGGAAAUGCUAACCCUCCUAUUGCCAUUCAUGAUUGGCUUGAUCGCUUCCAAAAGUUAAAGCCAAAAUCGUUUAGUACCGCUGCUACUCCCGUCGAGGCGGAAAACUGGAUUGCUCAUAUGGAGAAAAAUUUUAAAGUGUUGGGUGUGAAUGACGAAUUCAAAGUUAGGCUUGCUAGUUACAAGUUGGAGGAUGAUGCUCAUAGUUGGUGGAAGACUUUGAAGAAUGCUCGUGGAGGAGAUAAUUAUGCAGCCACGCUUGCUUGGGAUGAGUUUCGUGCACUGUUCUAUCAGAAGUAUUUCACUGACGCUGAUCGUAGUGAGUAUCUAAGGGAGUAUGCCUCUAUCAUGCAGGGCAACGAUGAGCCCAUCAUGGAAUUCAAGAACCGUUUCUGUCGUUUGGUUAAUUUUCUGGGCCCGGCUGCAGGAACACCAGAGCAGAAGUUCAUCCUAAAUCUUCGUUUUAAAGACAUUACUGAGAUAGUUGAUGCAGUUAAGAACUUGGAUAAUGAUAAGAAACAUCACCAGAAGGCGUUUGAUGAAAAUCGCAAACGACCACGACAAAAUAUUCAGGGCCAGUCUUCUGCUCAUGCUGGAAACGACCAGUCUUUAGCACCACGAGACGGUAGACAUCGUAUUGACAGGAAUUACAACAAUCAGUCAAGAAAUGGGGGAAAUCGAAAUCAGAAUCAUAGGCCUGCACAGAAUAAUCAGGCCCCCAUUAGAGCCCAGCCUAUGAGUCAGCAGAAUCCUCAACAGAACCCACCUCUGAAUCGUGACCCUCCCUGUGCCACCUGCGGGAAACCACACAAGGGUCCAUGUCAUCGAGCCGAAGGCCUCUGUUUCAGAUGUGGAGGUACUGUUUCCGGUUAUGUGCAUAUUGGUGAACGUGAAUUGUAUGCUCUUUUUGAUACUGGUGCUACACAUUCUGUGGUUUCUCUUUUAUUUGCUAAUAUUUGA
Helianthus annuus (common sunflower) is the source of this 1167-nucleotide messenger RNA. RefSeq lists its product as uncharacterized. The transcript has 3 exons. Gene Ontology annotation, biological process: proteolysis. Lineage: Eukaryota; Viridiplantae; Streptophyta; Magnoliopsida; Asterales; Asteraceae. Gene Ontology annotation, molecular function: aspartic-type endopeptidase activity. The record is from RefSeq and is a predicted model, not a curated record. Bases 1 to 1167 code for a protein of 388 amino acids.